Messenger RNA from Asterias rubens (European starfish), 817 nucleotides. RefSeq lists its product as uncharacterized. Bases 234 to 758 code for a protein of 174 amino acids. The transcript has 2 exons. NCBI's taxonomy places the organism in Eukaryota, Metazoa, Echinodermata, Asteroidea, Forcipulatida, Asteriidae. The record is from RefSeq and is a predicted model, not a curated record.
AAAUUGACGGUCGCUCUGAUCAGUUGGACAUCAUGUCAUAUCACACACGUUGGAAUUAUCAGUUGAACAUUUACACAGAGUGACAACCCGUGUACAUCUAUCCUCCCACUACAUUGUUUACAUCAACCUUCAUCAUUCGCAACAGAUCCUGUGCAAAGGUUCAUCUUCAUCGACUCUGAGCCUUUAUAUAUCUUAUACUUGGUUCACAAAACCUCAUCAUUUUCUUUCUCAGUAUGCCAAGUGGAGGAGCGCUUCAACACAUCGCCGGCACGCGGCCGGGAUUCGCACCCUGCCCAUGGCGGGGAACAUGGCUUCAGCUAACCAUACAGACCACGUUUCUUGUCUUACUACUCACUACGAGGUACGGGGCUGCCAGACCACCAAUAAUGGACUACGUUACCGCCGAUGAAGUGUCCCACAGGUCGGCAGUGGCGACCCGGUCAGAAGGGAUGAAUCUUCGAAGUUUGUGCGACCGUACACAGUCCGUGGAAAUGAGAGUUCUUUGCCGACUAACUCAGCAGAGGUCUGGCGGGUGGCUGGACGGUGAAGGCCGAAAGAAACCAAUUUCUAAAAGAUCAGACGGCUCAUCGUUGUCUGCCUUUCAGCGUUUCGUUAGUGAGCUCAAGACGGCGGCCGAACAGAGAUCAGACGCCAUGCGGGAACUCCAACAACUAAGAGCUAUGGGAGUUAUCGAUGAAAACAACCAAGUCGUCAGGGUACCAAGCGAGACUCGGAACCUUAUGGAGCGUCUAGGUUAACCGAAUACGGCGAGCUUGUAUGUUUUCUUUCAACCUUCGUCGGCUUGGAGUUCUAGAUU